Messenger RNA from Anguilla anguilla (European eel), 1909 nucleotides. Its product is annotated as transmembrane protein 182-like. The record is from RefSeq and is a predicted model, not a curated record. The transcript is spliced from 5 exons. Lineage: Eukaryota; Metazoa; Chordata; Actinopteri; Anguilliformes; Anguillidae. Bases 62 to 820 code for a protein of 252 amino acids. Gene Ontology annotation, cellular component: membrane.
CUGUCACAGGAGUACCCCUGCCCCUUGCCCCGCUGCAGUAGCUUUCUCAGACACGCUCAGGAUGAAGGCAGGGGUGGUCGCCCUGGUGGCGGGCAUUGUAGGGGGCAUUGGGGUGCUGUGCUUCUUUGUGGCUUUCGCGACAGACUACUGGUUGCUAGCCAGUGAUGACUGUGAGGGCUACGGACAGCUGCCGUCAGCAGUCAACUCCAGCAUGGAGGGUCAGGCAAACAGCACAGAGGCAGUGGGUGUGACAACGGGCCCUGUCCUCCUUUCUGUGAUGUUGCAUCAUGAAGGCUUCUUCUGGAGGUGUUGGUUUAAAGGGGACCCCUCACUCCAUGCUGUCUUGGCCGUUCUAUUCACGAAUCAACCAGCACCCAAGUUUUGCAUCCACGGAUACCUCUUCCCUCUGCCUGUUGCCAUGGGACCAGUCCCUCACCCCGCUUACGAUGCUACAGCAGUGUUCCGAGGGUUCUGGACCAUGCUCAUUAUCUUGGCUAUCGCUGCCAGCGUGAUUGGGGGGUUCUUAUUGGUCUGUGCUGUGCCGUUCACCAGCUACAAGCUCUACAAGGCGGGUGGAGCCUUCCUGAUGACAGCAGCCUGCCUGUUCUUGGCUCUGGUGUGCCUCUUUGUGCUCUGGAAGGAGCUGGUGGCGGAUGUAGGGAGGUACAUUCUGCAGGAACGGGGAGAAACAUGCCCUGAUGUGCACCUAGAGGCCCACUACGGCUGGUCCUUCAUGGUUGCUGCUGCCGGAAUCCCAUUGGUCCUCCUCUCUGGCCUCCUCUUUUUCUUAAUUGGCCGAGCCAUCCAAAGGCAUAAAUGAUCAAGGGAUUAGGGACAGGGCACUGAGAUGGGGUUCAUGCAUUUUAACAGGUGAAGAUUGAUAUAUACAUGUACUGUACAAAGCGAUAUCAACCACCACUUUGGAACCAGGAACCACAGCUACAUCAGCUCACCAAGUUAUGGUCCAAACUGUUUAUGCAUAAACUAAACAAACUAACAUACAGAAAACAGACAAAUGUAAAACCAAUCAGCUUCAUGUAAACAUGGUUGGAAGGGGCAUUUCCAGUAUAGCCGAGAAACAUCUCUGAUUUGGUUAAUUUUUCAUCAACUUUAAAUUUGUUUGCUUUCCAUCACCUUUAAGUUUGAUUCAAAAAAGAGAUUUGUCAACAUGCCCUGCUUCACUUAUGUGUGAGUGGAUAUUCCUAACACUCCACAGAAAGACAGACAUUUUGCUACAUUCAGUUUUCAAUACUGAAUUAUUAUAAAUAUGAAACCCCAUCAAACAUCUAAACAAAGCACCAACAGAAUAAAAUAUCUGUCUAUCUGGCCCAAGAUAUAGACCAUAUGAUAAUCUUGAGUUUAAACAGGAUUGAAAAGUGAUGCACUUCCAGUACAGUAUUUAUCUAAGUUGGGACAUUAUACCAUCUUUGAUAUUAUUGUUUCCUUUAUGUUAACAUUUAAACUUGACUUGGAUCUGAGGGGCAAUGAUUAAAACUCAAGACAAUUAAACUUAUUUUUUCAUUGUUGAACAAAAAAACUCAAGAGACCUAUAACUCAAAAUUCAACAUAUAUGAUGUGCUAUAUGAAUGCAUUAAAUUAAUAACUAUAUAUUUAUUGGUUUGGUUGUUCUCUGCUGGAAUGUGAUCCAAAUAAAUUAAUUUAAUAUUUAAUAUUAUUAGUAUUGUAUAUUCUCGCACUGAAUUUAACUAUGUGCAAAAUACAUAAUAUUUUAUAUAUAGUUAUUUGUGAAUUUUUAUAAUGAGACAGGAAUAUAUUUGUUGUGCAGGAGAGAAGCAGGAUAACGUUAUAAUUUUUACAACUGAAUAUAAUUAAAAUAAAUAUACAAAUAAAUAACAGUUCUCUGAACAAAGUGUAAAAUUUCUGAAUGAGAUUAUAUUAUAUUUCCUCA